GUUGCCACGGCAGCGGUACCAGGGGCCUCCCCUCAGCUUCAGCUCCCUCUUCCGGGCCGGCCUUCUCCCCCGGUCCCCCCUCAUAUAAAAACGCAACCGCCACCGGCCCUCCCUCCAUCGUCCAGCGAAGCAGCGUCGAGCAGAGCAGCGCACGAACGGACUCCCAUUCCCAGGGGAUCAACCGAGUCAACCAGCCAUGAAGCUCAGGACGCUUUCUAUCACGAGGUGCGCGCCGUCGCCGCUGGGGUGCGUGGGCAUGGGCGGCGGGAGGAGGAGGACGGUCCUCGUGGCCCUGCGCCGGGACGCCGCCGGCAGGGAGCUGCUCACCUGGGCGCUCGUCAAGGCCGCCGCCGCCGGCGACCGCGUCGUCGCGCUCCACGUAUCCACGGUCGCCGCAGACGGAGAAAUGGCCGCGGCGGAGGAGGACAGGACGAGAGCCAGCGACUCGCUCGCCUCCGUGCUCGGCGCGUACCGGGGGUUCUGCGAGCGCAACCAGAUCGACCUAGAGCUCAAGCUCUGCGAGGGGCCGUCCAUCAAGAAGGCCCUGGUGGCCGAGGCCACCUCCUGCGCCGCCGCGCACCUCGUCCUCGGCGUCACCAGGAGCUCCAGGCCUUCCGGAUCGUCCGCCACCGCCACCGCCGUCGCGAGGUACUGCGCCAAGAGAGUGCCCCCGAGCUGCAUGGUCACCGCGGUCAGCAACGGCGCCGUCGUGUACCGCAGAGAUCCAGUGCAGCACCACCACCAGCUGCUGCUCAGCCCCUACAGCGCAGUGGUCGAGACGCCGCGGCGGCUGUACCGCAAGAUCCUGGACGCGAGGACGGCGGCGGGAGACAAGUCCCAGGACGACAUGGCGAUCGGCGACGUCGGCCGGUCGGCUCGCCGGAACAUGUCCCAGGCGAUGAGCGCCCUGGUCUCGCCGAGAGUGACGCUGGCGCCGGGUACGGUGAGGUCGUCGUGCCACGGGCAGGAGUCGUCAUCGUCACCUAAGGUGUCCGCCGGCUGGCCUCUCCUGAAGAAAGACAGCAUGCCUGCGUUGCCGGAGCUGUCAGAGGUAUCUGUGGUUGAGUGGGCCAUGCAGCUGCCGACCAGGUGUUGUUCCGACCAGAGAUCCGAUGAGAAACAGGUUCCGGAGGAGCUGGCCUCGCUCAGAGACAAGUACUCGUCCAAGUACACAGUGUUCAGGCACAGCGACCUAGCCAAGAUCACCAAUGGCUUCUCUCCAGAUCGCCUUGUUGGGAAAGGCGGCGCCGGCCGGGUCUACAGGGGGUGUACCGAAGGAGGCAAGGAGCUCGCGGUGAAGGUCCUGAAACCAUCGGAGGACGUGGUCAAGGAUUUCGCGUCGGAGGUCGACGUCCUCAGCUCGGUGGAGCACGAGAACGCCAUGUCCCUCGUCGGGUUCUGCGUCGACGGCGGCAGGGACAGGCUGAUGCUCGUGUACGACUACAUGCCGCGAGGCAGCCUGGAGGAGGCGCUGCACGGGCACGGCGGCGGGGUGCAAGCACCUGGCAAGGGCGGUGGUGGGGUAGCGCUAGGCUGGCCGGAGAGGUGCAAGGUGGCGGCCGGCGUGGCGCGCGCCCUCGAGUACCUCCACGGCGACGGCGGCGAAGGGCACCGCCGGCCCAUGAUCCACCGGGACGUCAAGUCGUCCAACAUCCUCGUCGCCGCCGACUUCGAGCCCAAGCUGUGUGACUUCGGCCUCGCGAUAUGGGCGGACGACGCGGCAGCGCAGGUCACCGGCGACGACGUCGCGGGAACAUUCGGAUACCUUGCUCCGGAGUACUUCAUGCACGGCAAGGUGAGCGAGAAGAUGGACGUGUACGCGUUCGGCGUCGUGCUCCUGGAGCUCGUCUCCGGGAGGAAGCCGGUGAGCGCCGGCGGGCCCAGGGGCAAGGGGAGCCUCGUGAUGUGGGCCAACUCCGUCAUACAGGGCGGAAAGGUCAUGGACCUCGUCGACCCCAACCUACCGCUACCGGCGACGGGCGGCGACGGUGGCGAGGUCGAGCGGAUGGCCCUCGCUGCUGCGCUGUGCAUCCGGCGAGCGCACCAGCACCGGCCGACCAUGAGCAAUGUGGUGAAGCUGCUGGCCGGCGACGGCGACGCCGUCGCAUGGGCGAAGUCGCAGGUGGGCGUGCCCGGCGACAACGACAUCGACGGCCGGCGCCACGGCUGCGGCGCCGCCACCUCGCCGGAGGAGAAGGGCGGCGACAUCCAGUCCUACAUCAACCUCGCCCUGCGCGACAUCGUGGACGACGACGACAACGACGCCUCGUCCGUCGGCAGCGCCGUGUCGUUGGAGGAGUACCUCAGGGGGAGAUGGAGCCGCUCGUCCAGCUUCGAGGGCUGACCGGCCGGCGGCUGAACGAAUCCGCCGCCUGCUCGAUCCACCAGUUGCGGGGAUCGCGCGCCAUUUGUGUGUGUGUGUGUGUACAACUGUACAUAUGUCGGUCGUUCUCUUUGAUUCUUUGUUCUUUGAUCACAGUUUUGUUCCUCCUUGCAAAUGAAUUCGUGCAUUCACAAACGGAUGCAAUAAUACAGUUUGGACAGAAAAAAAAAAGAGAGAUUAGUAAAGUUGAACACCGUCUGCAUAGCCUGCCUA
Zea mays is the source of this 2596-nucleotide messenger RNA. RefSeq names its product probable receptor-like serine/threonine-protein kinase At5g57670. Lineage: Eukaryota; Viridiplantae; Streptophyta; Magnoliopsida; Poales; Poaceae. Gene Ontology annotation, molecular function: protein kinase activity; ATP binding. The transcript has 8 exons. The coding region runs from base 197 to 2344 and encodes 715 amino acids. Gene Ontology annotation, biological process: protein phosphorylation. The record is from RefSeq and is a predicted model, not a curated record.